GAUUUCUUCAUCCUUUCCAGGAAACCCAUUUUGAAUGUCGCAGACCUGAAAGAGAUCCACUCAGAGAUAAACGUCAAAGUACCAGACCCAAUCAUUCUCAACAAUAGCCAUGAUGGAGUAGAUGUGCAAAAUUCCAGAAAACGGAAAAUGGAAGAUGGACUAGAUGAUGAUAACUGUCAAGAUGGCCCCAAGGUGUUUGUCAUGCCAGGGGGGAUGAUAAAGAGCAACGGCCAGCUGGUGGACCUGAUCGAAAGAGUCAAGCCAGAAAUAAGAACCCUCAUAGAGAAAUGCAACACGGUCAAAAUGUGGGUCCAGCUCUUAAUCCCCAGAAUAGAGGAUGGUAACAACUUUGGUGUAUCCAUCCAGGUAUUAUACUUUCCAAUAUGA
Messenger RNA from Salvelinus sp. IW2-2015, 387 nucleotides. Its product is annotated as proteasome activator complex subunit 3-like. The record is from RefSeq and is a predicted model, not a curated record. Gene Ontology annotation, molecular function: endopeptidase activator activity. Gene Ontology annotation, biological process: regulation of G1/S transition of mitotic cell cycle; regulation of proteasomal protein catabolic process; positive regulation of endopeptidase activity. NCBI's taxonomy places the organism in Eukaryota, Metazoa, Chordata, Actinopteri, Salmoniformes, Salmonidae. Gene Ontology annotation, cellular component: cytoplasm; nucleoplasm; proteasome activator complex.